Pediculus humanus corporis (human body louse) is the source of this 4635-nucleotide messenger RNA. RefSeq names its product UDP-glucose:glycoprotein glucosyltransferase 2 precursor, putative. Bases 1 to 4635 code for a protein of 1544 amino acids. The transcript is spliced from 21 exons. Gene Ontology annotation, molecular function: UDP-glucose:glycoprotein glucosyltransferase activity. Lineage: Eukaryota; Metazoa; Arthropoda; Insecta; Psocodea; Pediculidae. The record is from RefSeq and is a predicted model, not a curated record. Gene Ontology annotation, cellular component: endoplasmic reticulum.
AUGAUUUUUUCAUCGAUUCUUAAUUUAUAUUUUGCUGUUGGUAUAAUUUGUCUUUCGAACAUACUAUGUGCAAAACAAAAAGCGAAAACAGUUACCACUCUUAUUGAUGCAAAGUGGGAAGUAACUCCAAUUGUGUUAGAAGUUGCUGAAUAUAUAAGUGAAGAAUCUAAAGAUGAUUUUUGGAGUUACAUAAAUGAUGUUAGUCAACUGAAACCACAACUUAUUGAGGUAGAAAAUGAUAAGAUUCAUUACGAUACAGCGUUAAAGCUGGCAAAAAAAUAUUUGUCCAAUUCUCAAAUAAAGGCAAUCAAGUUAGCUUUAUCGCUGCAUAUAUUUUCUCCUAAAAUAGAAAUGUUUGGUCAAAUGGCUUCUGAAUGUGGAGUGCCAGAAAGUAGAUGUCCAUCUGCAGUGGAUUUCAAUGGAAGAUUGUUUUGUCAUAUUAAUGAAUUUUUGCAAUACUUUAAUGAUAACGAAAAAAAAAAGUCUGAAAAGCCAGAAUUGUAUGAUGUGGACCAUAUAUAUCCGACUUCUGAAAAUCAUUCACAUGUUGCCAUUUUGUAUGCAGAAUUAGGUACUUCUGAAUUUGCAGAAAUGCAUUUAGCAAUGAAAGAUUUAGCUUCCCAAAACAGAUUAUCAUAUGUAUUUAGACAUUAUGUAAAGGAAAGACCUUUCAAAAGAGUUCGACUUUCUGGUUAUGGUGUUGAACUUCAAAUGAAAUCAACAGAGUACAAAGUAAUGGAUGAUGCUCAAGUUAAAGCAAAUGAAUCUUCUUCGGCAAGUGAAACAGAAGAUCCAGAUGAAGAAGUAGAAGGAUUGAAUUUUUACAAACUAAAAAAUUUGUAUCCUGAACAGAAAAUGGAAUUAGAAAAAUUUCGAUCUCAUUUGUUAGAAACUAGCAAUGAAAUGGCACCGCUUAAAGUAUGGCAAGUGCAAGAACUGAGUUUACAAGCUGCAGAACGUAUAUUAUCAUCUUCUUCUGGUGAAGAAGCUCUUAAAACGAUGACACAUAUUGCUCAUAAUUUCCCACUACAAGCUAGAUCAUUAAUUAAAACUCGAGUUCGGCCAGAAUUAAAAAAAGAAAUAUUAAAAAAUCAAGAAGUGUUUGAUAGUGUAUUAAAUCUUUCACCAAAUGAUGCUGCCAUUUUUAUAAACGGAAUGUAUUUUGAUGUUGAAGUAUUGGACAUAAUAUCCCUACUGGAAGUUUUACGACAAGAAUUAAGAAUAAUGGAAAAGUUGCAUAAAAUUGGAGUGGAAGAAGAAGAUAUAAAAAACUUGAUCAAUUUAGAUUUGUCAGUGUCCUCAACUGAUUAUGCUAUAGACAUAAGGGAUUCUGCUGUGAUUUGGAUCAAUGACAUUGAAAACGACAGGCAAUAUAGAAAAUGGUCAGAUUCUUUGUUAGAUCUCCUCAGGCCAACGUUUCCAGGAAUGUUAAGAAGCAUAAGACGAAAUCUUUACAAUUUAGUUCUCAUAGUGGAUCCUUCAAAAAAAGAAUCCAAGCCGUUAUUAAAGCUAAUGGAAUCAUUUUAUAUACAUAGUGCGCCAUUAAGAUUGGGUUUAGCUUUUGCUAUCACCGAUGAUAAAACCAAAACUGGUUUGAAUGAUCCAGGAAUUGCCAUGCUCAACGCGUUCAAUUACGUGGCAGAAGCCAAAAAUCCCUACAGUGGUCUCAGUUUCAUGACGGAUGUGUAUGCUUCAGUGCCGGAUGAAAAGGAUGUAACCGUGGAAGACAUUCAUAAAAAAAUUAAAGCAAAAUAUCCCAGCAUUGACAUUGAUCAAGUUUUUGGAGAAGAUUCGGCAUAUGACACGGGUAGAAAAUUGUCGGUUGAAUUUUUGCAAAGAAGUGGUUUUAGAAAAGUUCCACAGGCUUUGUUAAACGGAGUACCAUUGUCUGAUAAAAAACUUAACGCCGAUGAUUUCGAAGAAGGUGUUUUGAGUGAAAUAAUGACUCAAACUCCUCAAUUGCAAAAAGCCGUGUUCAAAGAAGAAUUUAUCGAUACCGACAGCGCCAUUGAUUUCCUGAUGAGUAGACCUAAUGUCAUGCCCAGAUUGAAUGAAAGGAUUUUAUCCGAAAAUGCCGUGUACUUGGAUCUCACGGGAAAUGCUGUGCCCACAUCCAGUCCUUCAGAGUACAAAAAACUUUCCAUGCAAGAAAAAAUUGGAACGUUAAUUAAAAAUAUGAAAUAUUUUACCGGGAAAAUCGGUCAAAAGAAAAAACCGGAUUUAAUAACGCAUUGGGUUGUUGCGGAUUUAGAUUGUCCAAAAGGACGGCAAAUGUUAAAAUCUGCACUUGAACAAAUGAAAGGAUCAUCAAGCAUACGUGUGGGAAUCAUAGUCAAUCCAGUUUCAUCCACGGUUGCUCCAAUAACUGAAUUAAUUUUAACAUCUUUGGGAACGUUAAACUCGGACGUAGCCGCAAAUUACAUUUACAAAAUUUUAGAUAACGAACCUGUUUUCGAAGCUCUGGAUGGCUUCCGUCGUCCUCCUGAUUUUUUAUUACCGGGAUUAAACGUUGCCGAUAUUGCAGAAGCGUUGCUCGACGGGAAUUUAGCCAAGAAAAUCGUUGCCAUGCAUCGCAUUUUUGUAAAAUCCGUUUUAAAAUUUAAACCGGGAGAAAGAGGCAUUGUGACCAACGGACGAGUUUACGGACCUUUUGAUUCUGAGGAAACGUUCGUCGCGGAUGAUUUUGCCCUUCUCGACAGGCUCAGUUACAAUCACAUUGGGCAAAAAAUAUUUCAAGGGCUUAAUAAGGAUAAAAAGAGCACUACCGAAGAGGGAAACUUUAAUUAUCUCACGAGUGACAAUCUCAUGCAAACCAUUUCCGUUUUGGCUUCUCGUUCCGAUUCAAGAGUCAGAUUUAAAAUACCAUUAAAAUCUACGGAUCAGGUGCUUAGUUGCGUGGAUAUACCACCUUUUAAUUCUUCUAUACCUUCGUUUGACAUCGUCGCCAUUGUUGAUCCCGUAUCUAAGGGAGCUCAAAAAAUAGGACCUAUACUAUCCGUUCUUCAUCAGACGGUGAACAGUCACGUUCGCGUUUAUUUAAACUGCGUGGAAAAAAAUAGUGACUUGCCCUUGAAAAACUUUUACAAAUACGUUUUGGAACCGGAACUUCAUUUUCAACCGGAUGGAAAAUUAACUCCUGGUCCUAUAGCAAAAUUUUCCAAUUUACCGACUUCGGUGCUUUUCACUCAAAAUAUGCACGUGCCGGAAAAUUGGAUCGUCGAAAGCAUUCGAUCACCCUACGAUUUAGAUAAUAUUAAAUUGGAUAACGUACUCGAAAGUGGCGUUCACAGCGAAUUCGAACUCGAAUACCUUCUUCUCGAGGGUCACUGUUUUGAAGCGAUGCUGGGAAAUCCUCCGAGAGGUUUACAAAUCACUCUAGGUACGGAAAUCAAUCCGGCCAAAUACGAUACCAUAGUCAUGGCCAAUUUGGGAUACUUUCAACUUAAAGCUAAUCCCGGGGCGUGGACGUUGAGACUUCGCGAGGGAAGAUCAUCGGAGAUAUUUAACAUCAUUGACACCGACGAAUCCGGUAAUUCGGUGAUCGUCAAAGACAUAAAAGUAAUAAUAUCAUCGUUCAGGAGUCACGUUUUGAAACUCAGAGUUCAGAAAAAACCGGAUAAAAUGAAAUUAGAUUUACUGUCGGAAGAUGACGGAGGAACAGGAAUAUGGAAUUCAAUCACCAGUUCAUUCGGAUCGAAAUCGGAAGAUGUCGAUGACGUCAUUAAUAUAUUUUCUCUGGCGAGUGGACACCUGUACGAAAGAUUCAUUAAAAUUAUGAUGUUGAGCGUUAUAAAACACACUCAGACUAAGGUUAAAUUUUGGUUUUUGAAAAAUUACCUUUCACCAACUCUCAAGGAUUUUUUACCCCACAUGGCCAAACAUUACGGUUUCGAAUUCGAAUUGGUCGAAUACAAAUGGCCGAGAUGGUUACAUCAACAAUCGGAAAAACAAAGGAUUAUCUGGGGUUAUAAAAUUUUAUUUCUCGAUGUUUUAUUUCCGCUUCACGUGAGAAAAAUAAUAUUCGUAGAUGCCGAUCAAGUCGUGCGAGCCGACAUGAAAGAACUUCGCGACAUGGAUUUGGGUGGUGCGCCCUACGGUUACACUCCGUUUUGCAACAGCAGAAAAGAAAUGGAUGGAUUUAGAUUUUGGAAUCAGGGAUAUUGGAGAAAUCAUCUUCAGGGAAGGAGGUAUCACAUAAGUGCUUUGUACGUUGUCGAUUUGAAACGUUUCAGACGAAUCGCGGCCGGAGACAGGUUGAGAGGUCAAUAUCAAGCUCUAAGCAAAGAUCCCAACAGUUUGUCUAAUUUAGAUCAAGAUUUACCCAAUAACAUGAUACAUCAAGUUGCUAUUAAAAGUUUACCCGAAGAAUGGUUAUGGUGCGAAACGUGGUGCGAUGACAAAUCGAAAGAAUUUGCUAAAACGAUUGAUCUUUGUAAUAAUCCACUGACGAAAGAAGCCAAAUUAACAGCCGCAAUGAGAAUAAUUGAAGAAUGGAAAGAUUACGAUCACGAAAUAAAAGAAUUACAAAGGAAAAUUGAUUUAAGUUCGAAUAUUGAAGAAAUAACGGAUAAUAAUAAUAAUAAUAAUAAUAAUAAUAAUAAGCCUUCUCACACACACGUUCAUACUGAAUUAUGA